GCCUCCCCUUCUUUUGACUCUCAAUUUCAUCAUCAGCCCCAUUCUCCAAAUCAUUUCUCCACCCUUCUAACCACCUCUGUAAUCUUCACCUCAAGAUUAUUAGUGAAAUUGGAUCAAACUUCUUUUGUUAUCAAUUUAUAUUGGAAACUUUCUUUUUAAGGAUAAUAUUAUGGAUAAUUAGAAAUGAUGAUAAACUAGUUACUAAGCAAAACAAAAGCUUUUUAAAAGUAGUACUCAUCUCAGCUUUUACCAUGCCAACAAACAUAACUCAGGCCACCAAUUUCAGUGCUUGAGGAAUUCCACAUGGAAUGUUAUAUAAACAAGAUUAAAGCUUUACUUUUUCUUUUUUACAUGCAUUAUUCUUGAAAGCUUCUUUGCAUUACAAUUAACAAUUCUUCUUAUAGAUCUCCAGCUUUCUCUUCAAUCUCCAACCCAUCUUUUGCAUACAAACUGGCUAGAUUAAACUUUCAAUACAUCAAAUGGGCUGUGUCCUUGUUUUCAUUUUCAUAGUUCUUGCAAUGGUGGCAUUGAAACCAAUGUCAUGUACUACUGAGGCUCAAGUGAGUAUCAAAUCGGCUCGACUUCUUGAUCUUGUCAUUAGAGAUUACACAUUCCAGUCGUAUAGCAACCAUAUAGGAACAGGUAAGCUGCACAGAAUUCAUCUUCCAACAAACCUCUCAGGCAUUAAUGUUAACACUAUAAGGUUUCGUUGUGGAAGCCUCCGGAGGUAUGGUGCAAAAUUCAAAGAAUUCCACUUAGGUAUUGGUAUUACUGUCUACCCUUGUGCUGAAAGAGUUCUUGUAGUGACACAAAAUCUGGGAUACAACUGGUCAUCUAUAUACUAUGAUAACUAUGAACUAACAGGUUAUCAGCUUAUUUCUCCUGUAUUAGGCCUUCUAGCCUAUAACGCGGGUGAUGAUAUGAAUUUCAGCACUCCGUAUGAGAUUGGAAUCAAAGCCGGAGAAAGACCAAUCAAGAUAGAUUUCAGUAACACUACAUGGCUUGUCAACUCCACUGGAGGAACUAUACCAAUGUGUGCUAACUUCGGACACGAUGGAAAGGUAACAUUAAGCCAUCAAGUCUCUGAUAAUGUUUGUGUUUCGAUGGGGCAUGGUCAUUUUGGAUUAGUUGUUCAAUCUCCCUUAAUGCCAUCGAGAAAGAAGGUGAUUACAAGGUGGAAAGUAGUGAUUGGAACCGCGGUUGGAGCUGCGAUUGGUGCUUCACUCUUGGGAUUGCUUCUGAUUGCCAUGUUUGUGAAGGUGAAGAAGAAGAAAAGAAUGGAAGAAAUGGAAAGAAGGGCUUAUGAAGAGGAAGCACUACAAGUGUCAAUGGUAGGGCAUGUGAGAGCCUUUACUGCAACUCCCACUAGAACAGUUCCUAUAAUAGAGCAUGAAUACAGACCUCCUCCUCCUCCAUAAAAGGUUCAUGUCUACAACUUCUACAUGUUUCUUGUAUAAUUGAACAGAGAUUAUAUAGAUUAAAAGUUAAAACUGAAUAGGAUGUAUAGAUGUGCAAUGCCUUCUUUUUAGGGUGUUUGUUUGUGUAGUUUUAUAUCAAAAAAGUAAUUAGGAAUGAUCUCAAGUCA
This is a messenger RNA of Daucus carota subsp. sativus, 1585 nucleotides long. RefSeq lists its product as uncharacterized. The record is from RefSeq and is a predicted model, not a curated record. Gene Ontology annotation, cellular component: membrane. The coding region runs from base 480 to 1418 and encodes 312 amino acids. Lineage: Eukaryota; Viridiplantae; Streptophyta; Magnoliopsida; Apiales; Apiaceae. The transcript has a single exon.